Molecule: messenger RNA, 1425 nt
Organism: Penicillium vulpinum
Lineage: Eukaryota; Fungi; Ascomycota; Eurotiomycetes; Eurotiales; Aspergillaceae
Product: WD40 repeat domain-containing protein
Exons: 3
Coding region: 1-1425 (474 amino acids)
Biological process (GO): mitotic sister chromatid segregation; protein localization to mitotic spindle pole body; microtubule anchoring at mitotic spindle pole body
Cellular component (GO): mitotic spindle; microtubule organizing center; MWP complex
Molecular function (GO): protein binding
Source: RefSeq, a predicted model, not a curated record
AUGGACGCGUCAACAGGGCCAGGAGCCCCUUUUAAUCUCAGCUUGUGUGAAGAUGGACUGUAUGCUGCCCACGUGAGUGGAAAGGGACUGGUUGUUCACUCAAAUGUAGCUUCGGACAGCAAGGAAGUACAGAUCGCAAGACUGAAAGAAAUUCCACUCAAAACACUCAAAUACUUCAACACAACAAGCUUUUGUGGUGCAUCAGACGACGAGAUCGCCUCUCGGCGGCGACUCCUGUCCGCAAACGACAGCCGAAUGACAGUCUGGCAGCUCACUCCACUUGAAAUAUUCGCCGAGAUUGAAAGCAUUGAACCGGGGGCAUUAGCGGUCGAUUUUGGCGCUGAUGAGAAUGAGGUUCUUGUGUUUCACGCCUGGAAUACUAAACUCAGUGUCCACUCAUUAGAGACCGGGCGCAGCUCAGUCAUUAAAACACCAAAGUUUGCCCAUCAUUUUGGGUAUGGUUAUCGCUCAAAAACCAGGCAUCUCGCUAUCCUGUUGAAGCCAGAGACUUCAGAUCUACUGACUGUCCAUGAGCCCCGGUCUUACGAGCUCGUCAACAAAACUGUGCUUCCAACCAUUGAUGCACAAGGGCUGAAAUGGAGCCCGGAUGGGAAAUGGAUUGCCAUCUGGGACAUUGCCAGUGCAGGCACGAAGGUGCUCAUAUUUACAGCGGACGGUCAACUUUUCAGAACAUAUUCCGGACCAUCUGGGGUGGAUGAUUCCUUCGAUCUCGGAGUGAAACAGAUUGAAUGGAGCCCUGCUUCUCACCAGGGAAUUUCUGAUAUAUUGGCCGUGGGAAAAGUCAAUGGGAAUAUUGACUUGCUCCGAACUCGCACGUUCUCUUCCGCAACAACAUUCUCACAUAUCUUCCAAACAGACCAACAAUGUACCAAUAUUUGGCGCGAGCGAUACACUAGUGCCGUAGGGGACGCCGAAUAUGCCCAGGCUUCCUGCUCAUCUGCAUUGAGCAUGAGCCCGGAGUCGACAGGGCCACCACGAGGCGUCUUGACAAUGACCUUCAGUCCAGACGGUCGCUUCCUUGCGACUGUUGACACUACACGUCAGAAUGUCGUUUGGAUUUGGUCACUAGAAGGUACUCCACAACUUGCAUCGGCUCUGGUUCACGAGCAGUCCGUUCGACAGAUUGUUUGGCAUCCUUCAGCACCACAACUCUUGAUUAACACUGUUACGAAUACAUUGCCCGCUAUUCGAUGGUGGUCCCCAGAAGAUCAUCCAUUGAUUACCCGGGUUCCUGUUCAGAGGACCGAGAGUGGGAAAUACGAUGUGAGAUGGGUUGCAGGGUCAAACCCAGACUCAUCAUUCUGGUUUAGCUCACCAGAGCAAUAUGUUAUUGGGUAUUUGUCUACCCGCAACGGUUCUGUCGAGUUUGAAGUGUUGAACUCAGUGGCCGGUAAGAUGAGCUAG